AUGGGGCGUCCGCCCGCGUACAUUUUUGUGGUUAGGCACGGCGCUCGUCUUGACGCCGCCGACAAAAAGUGGCACCUCACAUCUCCGACUCCUUACGACCCUCCUCUGACCUACGGCGGCUGGCAACAAGCAAAGGCCCUCGGAAUCCGCAUCGCCAACAUCCUCCGACAAGCCGAAGCAGAUGGCAUUUCGGAACCAAGCCUCUCCAACCGCCGCAAUGGCUCCGCCGACUCCCAGAGGAAGCGACGAAAGUUCAAAGUCGUCCUCCACAGCUCUCCGUUCCUGCGAUGCGUUCAAACAUCCGUCGCCAUCGCCGCCGGCCUAGCCCAGGCGCCUCCAGCCGGCGUUCUCUCAUACCCGCUGUCCUCUCCCAGCGCGAACCCUUCCGCCUCGCCGUUUGGUCCGCCCGCUACUGCAUCCCACGAAGUUGGUCCGCUGCCUGCAGACGCGAACCACAACAAACCCGAGCAUUCCGAAAAGAAAAUAAAGAAGGCCAUUCUCCGGCUGGAUGCAUUCCUUGGCGAGUGGCUAUCCCCCGAAUACUUCGAGAUGAUUACACCGCCGCCUGGCUCUGCUAUGAUGUUGGCUGGCGCAAAGGCAGAUCUUCUGCGGCAGGAGCAUAUCAGCGUCCACGACCAGGUCGUUGAGCAUUCGCAUCACCAUGCCAACUCUGUUGGUCAAGCUCAGAGCCAGCUGUGGAACAGUCCCAUCUUCAGAGCAGCCCCCGAGCGGUCCGGCUCGAUCGACUCGGACUCGCCGUCCAUUCUCGGUCUCGAUAACGUUUCCUCCAUGGCCGGUGCUCUGCCGCGAAGCCGUGCAGACAGCUCAGCUAGCUCGUCGAGUCAGAGAGUGCGCUUUGCGCUACCAGAACCCGCAAACCCCAACGACGGAUAUGUCGCCCCGAGUCCCAACUACGCCAUCUCACCGAGCCACAAGAUCCCCGACGGGUACGUGGCGCACGCGCGAGAUGCCUGCGUUUUUGUUGAUUACCAGUGGGACUCGAUGAGGGGGACCCUGGACUGGGGCGAUGGUGGCAAGUACGGCGAAGAGUGGACUGCCAUGCAUCACCGCUUCAGGAAGGGUAUCCAGAAGUUGGUGGACUGGUACACUACGGCCGAGCGCCCCGCUGAGAUGGUCACCAAGACAGUAAGGACGGCAAGGAACGGUGACACCGAGUGUGCUAUUGACGAUGAGGAUGACGACGACGUCGAGCCUGUGGUGAUCCUUGUUUCUCAUGGUGCCGGAUGCAACGCUUUGAUCGGCGCCAUCACCCACCAGCCGGUUCUCAUGGAUGUAGCGAUGGCUUCCUUGACGGUCGCCGCCCGCAAGCCGGGCCGCGAAUCCGGGCCCUCGGAGCUGGACACCCCCAUGUCGGAAGUCGACGUGGACCCAAUGUCUGGCACAAAAGGCCUAGUUCCUGUCCACCACUACUACGAUCUGAAGAUGUUUGCGAAUGUCGAUCAUCUACGGCAGCCUACCUCUGCCACCCACAACUUGUCCAGGGCCCCAUCCACAGCGUCUAACCACUCACAAAAUGGCCAACCGAACCAACGAGGCCGCGUUCCGUCUCUGAGUACUUAUACGCCUAGCCCAAUCGCCUUCAACCCUGACUCGUUUGCCUUUCCGGGCAGUCGAAGCAACUCGGCGAACGCGAGCCUAGGCAGCAUGCGCCGCACCUCCCACAACACACACUCCCUGCCCCGGGCCCCCCCGUUGAGCACGGGCGGAAUUACCGUAGGAAGCGGUGCCACAAGUUUCACGAAACCUUCACCGACGGUCUCCAUCGGGCUGUGGUCGCCCAUUACGCCGCAGAAAGAGGUGGGAGAAGAGGACGAGGAUGAUGAUAUUUUCCCAGACUUUGACCAUCGCAAGAAGCUGGCGGCUCUCUCCAAGCCUAGCCAGGACAUUGUUAAGCCUCCUACUCCCGAAAAGAAGGAGCCGCAGAUAGGGGGCCCUGCAAAGGUUCCCCAUAGACUACAGGAGAUCUCUCGACCUACUUCGAGUGACGGGACCGACGAGCAGAACGAGAUCCCUCAGCUGGGCACAUUCAACAAAGGUGGCCUAUGGGGAGCGCCGCGUCCCCUGUUACAGACGGAAAUCAUGCGCGACAUGACGACUUCAAAGCGGCGAUGGACCGUCAAUGAGCGUGCCUAG
This is a messenger RNA of Colletotrichum graminicola M1.001, 2154 nucleotides long. Its product is annotated as phosphoglycerate mutase. Bases 1 to 2154 code for a protein of 717 amino acids. Lineage: Eukaryota; Fungi; Ascomycota; Sordariomycetes; Glomerellales; Glomerellaceae. The record is from RefSeq and is a predicted model, not a curated record. The transcript is spliced from 2 exons.